Molecule: messenger RNA, 818 nt
Organism: Rhinopithecus roxellana (golden snub-nosed monkey)
Lineage: Eukaryota; Metazoa; Chordata; Mammalia; Primates; Cercopithecidae
Product: tigger transposable element-derived protein 1-like
Exons: 2
Coding region: 68-592 (174 amino acids)
Cellular component (GO): nucleus
Molecular function (GO): DNA binding
Source: RefSeq, a predicted model, not a curated record
GUUAUCAGAUCGACUGUCUGCAAGUAUUGCAGUGUUUGUGUUCAAAUCACCCUUAUUUUCUAUCAUAAUGGCCCCAAAGCACAAGAGUAGUGAUGCUGAGAAUUUGGACAGGCCAAAGAGAAGCCGUAAAGUGCUUCCUCUAAGUGAAAAGGUGAAAGUUCUCGACUUAAUCAGGAAAGAAAAAAAAUCCUAUGCUGAGGUUGCUAAGAUCUACGGGAAGAAUGAAUCUUCCAUCCGUGAAAUUGUGAAGAAGGAAAAAGAAAUUCGUGCUAGUUUUGCUGUCUCACCUCCGACUGCUAAAGUGACGGCCACAGUGCGUGAUAAAUGCUUAGUUAAGAUGGAACAGGCACUGCAUUUGUGGGUGGAAGAGAUGAACAGAAAACGUGUUCCCAUUGACAGCAACGUGUUGCGCCAGAAAGCCUUGAGCCUAUACCAAGACUUCAGCAAGGGAUGCUCUGAAACUGACACCAAGCCAUUUACUGCGAGUAAGGGAUGGUUACACAGAUUCAGGCAUAGAUUCUCACAUCAUUACAAGAAGAAGAAGAAGAAGGCCUCUUUUAUUGGGAGACCUCUGAGUUUUGAUGUGUCAUGACAGAUAGGACAGGUCAUAUCCUGGUGAUUUGUGGUUCAUUGCUGGUGACAUCAGAAAAUAAAGUCAACCAGGAAAAAGACUCCAUGGGCCCGGCUCAGGUGGCUUCUGAAGCACCACCUCCAUCAAGGAGCUCUUCUGGGGUCCAUGUGGGCUCCAUGGUGCCUGCUCUCCCACUCAGGGUUGCUGUGCUUAUUAUACAAGAUGGCCAAUAAAGCAUAACAUAUUC